UAAUGUUUGCAUGAAUCGAAUCGAAGUCAGCAGCACAUGGUCAAAUCGAACGCUUGAGAAACGACAAACCACAUUUUUCCCAUUAACAUUUUUGAUCAACGAUUUCCAUACAUUUUGAGUAUUUUCAAUUUUUUUUCAAAUUUCAUCACUCUGAUAAAAUGGCCGGCAACAUUGGACGUCGAUUAAUUCCAUUGUUAGAUCGUGUACUCAUCGAACGAUUUAUACCACAAACGGUAACCAAAGGUGGUAUUGUUUUACCGGAAAAAGCACAGAGCAAAGUACCAACCGGUACUGUUGUAGCUACUGGUCCUGGUCGUACAAACGAGAAAGGUGAAGCUAUCCCAAUGGGUGUACAAACCGGCGACAAAGUACUUUUACCCGAAUAUGGUGGUACAAAAGUUGAAAUCGAAGAUAAAGAGUAUUAUAUUUUUCGUGAUUCGGAAAUUCUUGGUAAAUGGCAAGACUAGACGUCACGAAUCAUAAUAAUAAGCUAUACCAUUUUCUUCCACAUUUCGAAAUUUUAAAUUCAUAAAUGAAAGUUAGAUUUUUGUAUAAAAGAACAAAUUGUGGUCAAAAAAAAAACAAUUUAGUCGGAAUAGUUGUGUACGUUUGAAAUAUAAUUGUGUCAUUUUUAUAGCAAAUCAAAUUAAAAAUUUUCUAUUGUCAAAAAAAA
Molecule: messenger RNA, 673 nt
Organism: Dermatophagoides pteronyssinus (European house dust mite)
Lineage: Eukaryota; Metazoa; Arthropoda; Arachnida; Sarcoptiformes; Pyroglyphidae
Product: 10 kDa heat shock protein, mitochondrial-like
Cellular component (GO): mitochondrial matrix; mitochondrion
Molecular function (GO): metal ion binding; protein folding chaperone; ATP binding
Source: RefSeq, a predicted model, not a curated record